GUAGUUACAGAUAAGGGUCAGGCUACCCUGUGUCUCUGUAGAUAAUGGCAUGCAGCACAAAGAGGUAAAAAAAUGUUCAUGGUUUGAUGCCAGACCAAACACAGCUGUGAACCUUGGGAUAAGACAAGUCUCCUGAGAAGGCCAAGGGUGAUGGGUGGGGAGAAUCAUUCUGGAGCAGCAGUGCCAUUACCCAAGUGUGUGGACAAUUGGUUCGAGCUCCAGAGAUCUUGAGCCUCAGCCAUCACAGACCCCUGAGACUUUCCAGGCGUCUGAUCAAUCCUCCUCCAGAGCUGAAUCUUCCUCUGGUGGGUCCUCGGUGAAGACCACUGCCAUGUGGGUGGCAGUGACCAGUAGGACCAGAACGACCACCACAUAAUCGUCCGCAGGCCUGGGCUCCUCAACCAUUAUGGGUUGCUGCCUCCGACGGCUGCAGCUGCUCUCCACCUGCGUGGCCUUCUCCCUGGGAGCCAGCGUGGGCACCUGGAAGGGGACCAUAGGUAACUGGUCCAUGUUCAUCUGGUGCUUCUGCUUCGUCGUGACCCUCAUCAACCUCAUAGUCGAGUUAUGUGAGCUCGAGGAUCACUUCCCCUUCUCCUGGGACAACUUUCUCAUCACCUGCAACUGCUACUCUGCCCUCCUCUGCCUCUCGGCCUCCAUCAUCUACCCCACCACCUACAUUCAGUUCUUGCCCGAUAGCCGCUACCGGGACCGCACUAUCACCUCCACUGCAUUCUCCUGCCUUGCUUUUGUGGCUUAUGCCAUGGAAGUGGCCUGCACUAGGGCCCAGCCCAACAUGAUCACAGGCUAUAUGGCCACCAUGCCAGGCCUGCUCAAGGGGCUGGAGACCACUGUGGCUUGUGUCAUCUUUGUCUUCAUCAGCAGCCCCUACCUGUACCUGCACCAGCCGGCCCUGGUGUGGUGCGUGGCCGUGUACUCCAUCUGCUUUCUCCUGUCAUCUGUGGCCCUUCUGCUGAACCUGGGCAAGUGUGACAACAGGCUGCCCAUCCCCUUCCCCAUUUUCCAGGUUGUGCUCACUCUGCUCUCCGUCCUCCUCUAUGCCACCGCUCUGGUCCUCUGGCCGCUCUACCAGUUCAACCAGAAGUUUGGCGGCCAGCCCCAGCGGUCCAGCGAUGUGAGCUGCAGCGAUAGACUCACCUCCUUGGUGUGUACCUGGAACCAACGACUGGCUGUGGCCAGUCUGACAGCCAUCAACCUGCUGAUUUAUGUGACUGACCUGGUGUUCUCGGUCCACCUGGAUUUUGUCAGUGGCUGAGGCUUUGCCCAGGGGCUCCUGAUUCCUCUUCUCACCUGAAGUUCGUUUCCAAGCCCUGACGUCCUCUGAUGUGCUCUUCCUGGCUCCCCUCUCUCCCUGCUCACAUCCUUCCCCAACCAUCUCGCUCUCUUUUCUGCUCCCUUCCCUCCUUCUGCUCUGUCUCCUUCCUGUUUUGUGUGGUUGCCCACAUUCUGUUUUGCCUCUUUCUCUUUUCACUCUCUUAUUUUCUACAUUUUCUGCUUUUUGGCCCUUUUCUGGUCAUUUUUGUUUUCUUGUCUCCUGUGUCCUGACCGCCUCUUCCCCUUUUCCUUCUUCUGAUCCACCGGGACCCUGAGCUUCUUCCUCCUCUGCCCACCGCCCCCGUCCCACCUCCUAAGGUGCUGACUCCACGUCACACAGCCCUCUGUGCAGCUGUUCACACCCUGGGCCUCCAGAGGGGCCUCACAGCCAAAGUAUGCCUGUGCCCCUGGUGGCGCCUCCGUUGGUGUGUGUAUAUGGGUUUGGGGUGUGCCGGUGAGUAGGUAGGGAUUGGGCCUCACUUCCUCCCAGUGGAGGGGGGUGUACAGUGCACCUUCCCUUUAUUUAAAAAAAAAAAAUCUCUGGAGGGCAAUAAUUUCCGGUGGUCAGGAGGCUUAAAGCAGAGACCCUGGGUCCCUAGGCCCCAGCUGGUGCUCGGCCCUGCCUGACACUGGCUCCAGAAUUUUUCCCGGCUUACUAAAACCCACCUCCUAGAGGUCAUCUUAAAAGACGCAAGGGCUGAAUGCCUUCCAUCUGAACUACUCUCUUGGGGAUCAAAAUAGGAGCUGGCAAAAAACUGCACGGUCUUGAAGACAACUGUCUGAAGUAUUUGUGAGGGGCAGCGAUGUGGCCCUCCUGCCUCAGAGUUCAAAACAGCAUGUCCUGCCUCUGCGGGGAGAAGAAAAUGGCCACUGCCAGCCUUAAAGCUGAUGUUAGACUGGAAUUUUUCUUUUUGUGUGAGUGGUCAGGAGGUCAAAAAUUACUGGAUGGCCCUGUUCUUUUUU
This is a messenger RNA of Aethalodelphis obliquidens (Pacific white-sided dolphin), 2295 nucleotides long. Its product is annotated as myeloid-associated differentiation marker-like. The transcript has a single exon. Gene Ontology annotation, cellular component: plasma membrane; cell-cell junction. The record is from RefSeq and is a predicted model, not a curated record. Lineage: Eukaryota; Metazoa; Chordata; Mammalia; Artiodactyla; Delphinidae.